Molecule: messenger RNA, 1004 nt
Organism: Suricata suricatta (meerkat)
Lineage: Eukaryota; Metazoa; Chordata; Mammalia; Carnivora; Herpestidae
Product: olfactory receptor 13C7-like
Exons: 1
Coding region: 1-948 (315 amino acids)
Biological process (GO): G protein-coupled receptor signaling pathway
Cellular component (GO): membrane
Molecular function (GO): olfactory receptor activity; G protein-coupled receptor activity
Source: RefSeq, a predicted model, not a curated record
AUGGAAAAAGCCAACUGGUCCUCCCCCGUGGUGGGGUUCAUUCUCCUGGGACUCUCUGGCCACCCAAGGCUAGAGAAGACGUUCUUUGUGCUAAUCCUGCUGAUGUACCUGGUGAUCCUGCUGGGCAAUGGGGUCCUCAUCCUGGUGUCCAUCCUUGACUCCCGCCUGCACAUGCCCAUGUACUUCUUCCUGGGGAACCUCUCCUUCCUGGACAUCUGCUACACAACCUCUUCUGUCCCUCUGGUCCUGGAUGGUUUCCUGACUCCCAAGAAAACCAUCUCCUUCUCAGGCUGUGCUGUGCAGAUGUUCCUCUCCUUUGCCAUGGCAGGGACAGAGUGUGUGCUUCUGGGCAUGAUGGCGUUUGAUCGCUAUGUGGCCAUCUGUAACCCCCUGAGGUACCCUGUGGUCAUGAGUAGGUCUGCCUAUGUGCCCAUGGCUGUCAGCUCCUGGAUGGCUGGUGCAGCCAACUCUUUGGUGCAGAUCUCUCUGGCAGUACAGUUACCCUUCUGUGGGGACAAUGUCAUCAACCACUUUACCUGUGAGAUCCUGGCUGUGCUGAAGUUGGCCUGUGUUGACAUCACCAUCAAUGUGAUUAGCAUGGGGGUAGCCAAUGUGAUCUUCCUGGUGGUUCCAGUUCUAUUCAUCUCUGUCUCUUAUGUCUUCAUCAUUGCUACCAUCCUGAGGAUCCCUUCUGCUGAGGGAAGGAAAAAGGCCUUUUCUACCUGCUCUGCCCACCUCACUGUGGUGGUCAUCUUCUAUGGGACCUUACUUGUCAUGUAUGGGAAGCCCAAGUCUAAGGAUCCCAAGGGGGAAGACAAAGAGGACCUUUCAGAUAAGCUUAUCUCUAUCUUCUACGGGUUGCUGACCCCCAUGCUCAACCCCAUCAUCUACAGCCUCAGGAACAAGGACGUGAAGGCUGCUGUGAGGAACCUGGUGGCUCAGAAAUAGUUCACCCAGUGAUAGAGGAGGGGUCCGCUGCAGAUCUCACUUCUGUGGAAGAGAGG